Yamadazyma tenuis ATCC 10573 is the source of this 1739-nucleotide messenger RNA. It is a transcript of the gene RPL24A, whose product is annotated as 60S ribosomal protein eL24. NCBI's taxonomy places the organism in Eukaryota, Fungi, Ascomycota, Pichiomycetes, Serinales, Debaryomycetaceae. Gene Ontology annotation, molecular function: mRNA binding; structural constituent of ribosome. The record is from RefSeq and is a predicted model, not a curated record. Gene Ontology annotation, cellular component: cytosolic large ribosomal subunit. Gene Ontology annotation, biological process: cytoplasmic translation.
AUAUUUCGAAUUACGUAUAGCAAAGAGUAUGUUUUAAUAGAGGAAAUUACAGUGCUAGGGGUGUUUGACACGAGACAAUAAGACCAUAAACGCCGAAACCAUCACCGGAACAAGAGCAGAAGAUCCCUUUAUAUUUCUAUUGUCCGUUUGUCCAACCUGUUAAACAUGUAUAUUACCCAUCAAAUGAAAGUUGAAGUCGAUUCAUUUUCAGGUUCCAAGAUCUACCCAGGUAGAGGUACCCUUUUCGUGAGAGGUGACUCUAAGGUUUUCAGAUUCCAAUCUUCUAAGUCUGCUUCCCUUUUCAAGCAAAGAAAGAACCCAAGAAAGAUUGCCUGGACCGUUUUGUACAGAAGACACCACAAGAAGGGUAUUUCUGAAGAAACCUCUAAGAGAAGAACCAGAAAGGCCGUCAAGCACCAAAGAGGUAUUGUCGGUGCUUCUUUGGAAUUGAUCAAAGAAAGAAGAAACUUGAAGGCCUCCGACAGAAAGGCUGCUAGAGAACAAAGAAUUGCCAAGGACAAGGAAGCUAAGAAGGAAGCCAAGGCCUCCAGAAAGGCUGAAAAGGCCAAGUCUGCUGCCAACGGUGCUCAGGCCAGAGUUUCUAAACAACAACAAAAGGGUGCUUUCCAAAAGGUCCAAGCCACUUCCCGUUAAGAUCUUGAAGACUUAUUUAUUGAUUUAAUCUAGCUUUUAAAUUUUUAAAUACAUACUAAAUUGUAAUUAAUAUACUCAACCACUAUCUUAGAAUGACCUCUCCCACCACGUAAUUACCAGUGAGCCGACUUAGCACCACCUUGGAGUUGCGGUAGUGGUAUCCAAAAUAAAACGUUUCGGUGGUGUGGUAGUAAAUUAGUCGUUUGCAGCCAUUAACCUUAUCAUUUAUAACCAAUACCACUCCCACAUAGAGCUUAUCACUGAGUGUCCGGAUACUUUCCCACGCCUGCCGCACCAUACCGGGCACCAGGUCCACCCCCAGAUCCGCCCUAACGAGGGUGGUCAUGAAAUUGGCUAGGUUGAGUAAAAUAAUAUCCUCUCCGUUUCCACUGCACAAACAACUCACUUCAAAUUCGUCUACUGCCCGGUAUCCUACACCAGCACCCACGACAGCCGCACACCCCACUCGGCCAGGCAACUUGAGGAAGUUUCCACCAGAUGACGCCGCCAAAUGUGUUUUCGGUCCGUCAAUGUGUAUUAGUCCAAUAGUGUCUUGCACCAGGUGAGCAUCAGCCUCGAGAAAGUUUUUGUAUUUGUCGAAAAACCGCUGCUGGCUGGGGUGUAUCGGGGGAGGCUCGUUGACAACGUCUCCCAGGAGCUGCUGGUACACGUAAUGACGCGCUGUGUAGUCAAGAACCUUGGGUUUGACCAAUCCGAUUGAAUCGAGGCUCUUCUGAUCAAAGAGGGCGUCGAUACUGUCAAAUAGUCGUACGGUUUCCCUGAGGGGAUAAUUAUGGUCGAUAUUAUAUAGACAGUUGUACCGGAUCAUGGUGGAUCCCUCAAAUGCGAGGAAACUGGCGUCAUUAUUGACGUUCCCCAGUAUAUUCAAACUGGAGCCAUAUCCACUGUUAACAAGAGGGCACUCAUCUAGGAUCUCAGCGGCGGCCAAAACCACCAAUUUCCCGUCACGUGAGCCCUGCUGUUGUGAUAGGGCCUUUCGGAUGACCUGCCUGUAUUUUGAGUUUAGUAUCUCCGGGUGGUUGCCUGCACCAAUAUGGAGAACUAGCAAAGGAGAUUGCAUGGAU